Messenger RNA from Pecten maximus, 1757 nucleotides. RefSeq names its product lysophospholipid acyltransferase 7-like. NCBI's taxonomy places the organism in Eukaryota, Metazoa, Mollusca, Bivalvia, Pectinida, Pectinidae. Gene Ontology annotation, biological process: phosphatidylinositol biosynthetic process; lipid modification. Gene Ontology annotation, molecular function: lysophospholipid acyltransferase activity. The record is from RefSeq and is a predicted model, not a curated record. The transcript has 7 exons. Bases 14 to 1402 code for a protein of 462 amino acids. Gene Ontology annotation, cellular component: membrane; mitochondria-associated endoplasmic reticulum membrane contact site.
UUGGGAAGGAAACAUGGAGCUGCCGGAAAUGUCAGACGACGUGAUUUACUGUAUUAUUCUUGUUGCAUCGCUGCCAAUAGCUCAUGUCGUCAAGCUAUGUAACAAUUCAUUAUCCAAGAAGGCAAUAUGUACCGUCAUGGGAGUGUUGAUCGUCUGUAUCACUUGUGGAUGGCACAUUUUUCACUCGAUCGUGACCACCCUAGUCAGCUGCAUCCUGAUAAAGCUAAGCGGACCGCGGAAAUGCCACACUUACUUAUUCUUUUGGGGAUUUGGGUACCUGCUGUUUUUCCGUACCUGUCACUACAUAGGAUUACCACAAGCACCAGCACUGUCUAAUGCUGUACAGCUGCUUCUUACAUUAAGGAUGGUGGGAAUUGGUUUUGAAAUCCACGACACACACACCUCCUCCAAGAGAGAAGAUUGUUCAUCAGAAGAAAUGCAGCUUAAGAAAAAAUAUCAGGAGGUUGAGCCUUCAUUUGUCGACAUCUUCCUGUAUGCUUUUUGUUUCCUUGGGCAAUUUACAGGUCCUUAUUACAAGUUCAGGACAUACCUCGACAUGAUCAACAAUGACCGGUCGGCAGACAUUCCUACACUGGAUGCUUUUAUGACAAGAAUGAAAGCAGUUCCUCUCCUCAUCGCCAUAUUUAUUGGAUUCUCAUAUUUUUUCAGCUUACAUUAUGUGACAACAGAUGAGUUUUUCACACAUUCCUUUCUGUUCCGACUGUUCUACAUGGUACCCAUGUUCACAAUAUUCCGUGCCCGGAUGUACAUUGCUUGGCUGGUGUCGGAAUGUAUGUCAAUGGCGUCCACACUUGGGGCAUAUCCAGUGCAGUGUAAAGCUAGAUGUGGAAAAGGCCCCACAGAUCUGGCAGCAUUAGAAGAAGCAAAAUCUAAAGAUGUAAAAGAUAUAAAGUACGAUUUUGAAACAAUACACAAUUUGGAUAUCUAUGGCUGUGACAUGGCGCCAAGAGUGCGGGACGGACUGAGAAGUUGGAACAUGACAGUUCAGUACUGGUUAGCUUCCUGUGUGCACCAAAGAGUUCCAAAAAGUCUAGCACCAUUCAAAGUUGCUAUAACGAUGGGUGUAAGUGCGUUUUGGCACGGUGUCCAUCCCGGAUAUUACCUCAGCUUUGGACUCGUGCCCAUCUUUGUUGCUGCAGAAGACAGGAUGGUACGCGUCUUCAAAAAAGAGGGCGAUGCAGGCAAAAUGUUUGAUUGGGUGAACUGGUUCUUAAAGAUGCGUGCGUUUGAUUACAUGUGCAUGGGUUUCCUCUUACUUCGACUUGACUACACCCUAGGAUAUUGGCGUUCUGUCUACUUCAUUGGCCACAUAAUGGGGGUCAUUUUUAUAGUCAUAGGUCGUCUUAGACCUUUACCAAAGAGUGAGAAGAAAAAGGAGUGAAAACGAUAUACAGAACCGUGUGUAAGGGAAAAAGAUUUAAGAUAUACAUGUGUUAUAUUUCUUUAAGUUGAUGAGAGAAAUAGUUAAAAACUGUUAACUAUUUUGGUUUGUAUGCUAGCUUAUAUACUUUAAAAAUUAUAUAUGGAAGUGAUAUUUGAGGGAUACCCUGAAUGAUUUUUGAUGUUUUAACUGUUUUCAGCUAGUAAGUUAUGAAAAUUGUCAUACUAAAUUGAGAGUACGAUGUUUAGGUAACCUUUAAGUAUAGAAUGAUUGUAUGUAUUUCUGAUGUUAUGGAAGAUAUGGCACUAAUGCUUUAUCUAUGUAAAAUUGACAAUUGUCACUGAUGUGACGGAGU